Messenger RNA from Ipomoea nil (Japanese morning glory), 2222 nucleotides. Its product is annotated as 5'-nucleotidase domain-containing protein 4-like. Bases 204 to 1991 code for a protein of 595 amino acids. The transcript is spliced from 17 exons. NCBI's taxonomy places the organism in Eukaryota, Viridiplantae, Streptophyta, Magnoliopsida, Solanales, Convolvulaceae. The record is from RefSeq and is a predicted model, not a curated record. Gene Ontology annotation, molecular function: 5'-nucleotidase activity.
AUGUAUAGACUAUAGUACAGUACACGUCGGACUUCGAUUCGCUGCUUUGGCCGUGUAUGCAUAGCGUCAUUUUAUCGUCAGCAUCAAUUAUAGCUCGGAUUGGGUGGUAGCAUGAGCAAUUUAGCAUAUUCCGUGUUAUCCUCAACCAUUUGGAUGUGGAAAUUCUGAUUCACGCCCCAAAAUGGUUUCCAUUUAAGGGAAAGAUGCGGCUUCUGGAGCGUUCCAUUUCGUUUUGCCUCUCCGGGAUCCCUCCUCUUCCUCCUCCCGACUUCCUUUCUUAUAUUUCUCCAAAUCUCCGCUUCCGGGUACGCCCUUUUCGGAGCAGAGCCACACGCAUUCGUUAUCAAGGAAGAAAUCAGCUGCAUACAAGAAGUUAUUGUGCUAUGGAUGGUAUUCGCUUGGAUGGCAAUACAACACAACUUGAGAUAGAUAAUGGUGCAUUUGGUGCUCAACGUUCCUGUAUUUGGUCAUCUCCAGGAGGGUGCAAAGUUGAUAUUGGAAAACAGAUCUUUUGUAAUAGAUCAUUGAACAUGAACAAUAUAGUUGCAGUUGGUUUUGACAUGGAUUACACUCUGGCACAGUACAAACCUGACACUUUUGAAUCUCUUGCAUAUGAAGGAACCGUAAAAAAGCUUGUUUAUGAUUUGGGAUAUCCUGAAGAGCUGUUACAAUGGUCCUUUGAUUGGAGCUACAUGGUCAGGGGUUUAGUUGUUGACAAGAAGAGAGGGAAUAUAUUGAAGAUGGACCGGCACAAAUACGUGAAAGUUGCUUACCAUGGAUUCAGGCAAAUGUCAAAGGGGGAUAAAAUAGCAACUUAUGGCAAUACUUUGAUACGAGAUUCAUUUGAUGAACCUGACUAUGCACUUAUUGAUACCCUUUUCUCCUUGGCUGAAGCAUACUUAUUUGCUCAACUAGUGGACUUUAAGGACAAUAACCCAGGAAGAAUUCCUGAAGAGUCUGACUAUGCUUGUAUGCACAAGGAUGUUCGUGCAGCUGUGGACUUGUGCCACCGUGAUGGAACCUUGAAGCAGACAGUUGCACAAGAUCCUAAAAGAUAUAUCAACGAUGAUACCUCAAUUGUUCCCAUGCUCAAAAUGCUUCGAGAAUCUGGGCGUGCUACCUUUUUGGUGACUAACAGCCUUUGGGACUAUACGAAUGUUGUCAUGAACUUUCUCUGUGGGCCCAAGUCAACAGAUUGUUGUUCAACUCUCACUUUUGAGUGGCUUCAAUAUUUUGAUGUUGUCAUUACUGGCAGUGCGAAACCAGGCUUUUUUGAUGAGGAAAAUCGUGCCAAUCUUUUUGGGGUUGAUCCUAAGACUGGGAUGCUUAUGAACACCGAUAAUGGGACUCCUAUGGCUCAGGUAGGGAGCACUUCCAUAAGAUUGCCAAUAGAAAGCUUAACCGAAGGAUGUAGAGUUUUCCAGGGAGGAAGUGUUGGCCAUUUGCAUAAAUUACUCAACAUUGAAUCAAGCUCACAGAUUCUUUAUGUCGGGGAUCACAUAUAUGGUGACAUCUUACGCAGCAAAAAGGCUUUAGGUUGGAGAACAAUGCUCGUUGUUCCCGAGCUUGAGAGAGAAGUUGAACUUCUCUGGGAGCUCAAGGAUACACGCAAGCAUCUUCAGUUGCUGAGGAGUGAGCGGGAUCACAUUGAAGAUGACAUAGAUCAUUUGAAGUGGCGUCUCAAGUCUCAAGGUGCUGAUGAUGCCGAGAAGGAAAGGCUGUCAUCCAAGCUUGUCGAACUGCAGUCACAUAGAGAGCAAGUGAGGGUCAUUCAUAAGCAGACUCAACGCGAAAGUCAUAAGAAGUUCCACAAGGUCUGGGGACAACUCAUGAAGACUGGCUAUCAGAAUUCCCGCUUUGCACAUCAGGUCGAGAGGUUCGCGUGUCUGUACACCAGCCAGGUUACGAAUCUGAGCCUUUACUCUCCUGACAAAUAUUACAGACCAAGCGAAGAUUUUAUGCCCCAUGAAUUUGAUAUCCUUUCUCUGUAAAAACGACAAAUGGAUUAUGAAUAUCGUCUGCAUUAGGGAACAAUUGAUUAUCCCCCGCCAUGAUUAAAGGUUUGGCCGAAUCAACAUUUCUGCUGAUUCUAUUGUAUUGGAACUGAAUCAUAUUUUCUUCUGUGUCAGAAUUCUCAUGAAACAAAGAACGAACUAGUUUGAAUCUAUACUCUUUGCUUUCGACAAAGUAUGAAUCAAUCAAACGUGCAUUGUUUUUGAUUA